Arachis duranensis is the source of this 756-nucleotide messenger RNA. Its product is annotated as protein MAIN-LIKE 1-like. NCBI's taxonomy places the organism in Eukaryota, Viridiplantae, Streptophyta, Magnoliopsida, Fabales, Fabaceae. Gene Ontology annotation, biological process: meristem maintenance; meristem development. The coding region runs from base 1 to 756 and encodes 251 amino acids. The transcript has 2 exons. The record is from RefSeq and is a predicted model, not a curated record.
AUGGGAGACGAUCCAGCACAUUUGUAUCGCUUGGACGGAGUUGCUCAUAUAGCCGGCGUCAUCAACGACGAGCCCCAGCGAUGCAUUAGGAGCAUGCGGCGACAGCAGGGCAUGCGACUAGAUGACAGAUACGUUCCGUACUUGCAGAUGGCAGGACUAUACCAUCUUGCAAGGCUGAACGAAAGAUGGUUCCGGUUAGACGAGGCCCUUGUCAGUGCAUUUGUCGAGCGAUGGCGUCCGGAGACGCACACGUUUCACAUGCCGUUUGGAGAGUGCCCCAUCACUCUGCAGGACGUGGCAUACCAGUUGGGUUUGCCAGUAGACGGGCGUUACGUGAGCGGCUGCCUGUCAGAGUUCCAUUUAUACAUUCAGGGUGGCCGUCCAGCCUGGGUGUGGUUCCAGGAGCUGCUUGGAGUGGUUCCUCCUCCAUGCCAGGUUCAGAAGUACGCAGUGAACUGCAGUUGGUUUCAGGAGACUUUUGGUGAGUGUCCCGAUGGAGCAGAUGACGAGACUGUGCGGCGAUAUGCCCGUGCGUAUAUUAUGAUGUUGUUGGGCACGCAGCUGUUUGGGGACAAGUCUGGCAACCGCAUUCACAUUAGAUGGCUUCCGUACGUAGCUAGGCUGGAGGAGAUGGGUACCUACAGCUGGGCCUCUGCAGCACUGGCAUGGUUGUAUCGGUGCAUGUACCAAGUGUUGACUGAAUUGUUGUCCGGUUCUCAUCUGGGCCUCAGCCUCUCUCCCCUUGCGAACAAAUAG